AGCAUUUCGCCAGAAUAAUCCAAGGUGGUUUUCCUGGUGCCGCGCUCACAGAGACGGUGUCCCUCCCGGUGCAAGCGCGCGCAAGGAUGGUGAACCUGGUGGAGGCGCAGAAGCCGCUGCUGCACUUCCUGGUCCGGAGGGCCGGGCUGCGGCAGCACACCGUCGACGUCGACGGCGCCGGCACGGUCAUCACCUUCUGGGUGCCCAAGGACAUGGUGCCCAGGGACAAGCCCACCGUGCGGGACGUCACGCCCGGGGCAGCUGCCAAGACCACCAGCAGCAACAAGCUGCCGCCGCCGGCCAAGAAGGACAGGCCCGCCGUCGUGCUCGUGCAUGGCUUCGCCGCCGAGGGCAUCGUGACCUGGCAGUUCCAGGUGGGCGUGCUGGCGAAGCACUACGACGUGUACGUGCCGGACCUGCUCUACUUCGGCGGCUCGACGUCGCCGUCGGCGGACCGGUCCCCGGGGUUCCAGGCGGAGUGCCUGGCGACGGCGCUCCGGAAGCUGGGCGUGGGCCCGUGCGCGGUGGUCGGGUUCAGCUACGGUGGGAUGGUGUCGUUCAAGAUGGCGGAGGCGCACCCGGACCUGGUGCGAUCGCUCGUGGUGUCGGGCUCCGUCGUGGCCAUGACCGACUCCAUCAGCGAGACGACGCUGGAGCGGAUCGGCGUCAAGUCCUCGGCGGAGCUGCUGCUGCCGGAGUCCGUCAGGGGGCUCAAGGCGCUGCUCUCCAUCGCCACCCACCGGAAGCUCUGGUUCCCCGACCGCCUCCACAGGGACUACCUCGAGGUGAUGUUCACCAACCGCAGGGAGAGAGCGGAGCUGCUGGAAGGUUUGGUGGUCAGCAACAAAGACGCCACCGUGCCCGUCUUGCCGCAGAAAAUACUUCUGCUGUGGGGGGAGAACGACAACAUCUUCAACAUCGAGCUCGCCAAGACAAUGAAAGAGCAGCUGGGUGAGAAGACGAUGCUGCAGAGCAUAAGCAAGGCAGGGCACCUCGUGCACCUGGAGAGGCCCUGCGUCUACAACCGACGACUCAAGGAGUUCCUGGCGUCGGUCACGGCCACAGAAAACCCCAAGCAGUGACGACUGGGGAGUCUACAGCUCUGUCUGAAAGGAAAAAGAGAAGAGGCUGCCAGCACCCAAUAUCUAUUGUAUUGUUGUUUUGGGACGACUUGUGUGAGCACGAGCCUAAGUGCAAGAAUAGACGCUACCUCCCUUGUACUAGUUGGUUUUAUUGAUUUGAUUGUUGUUCAAGAUGAGCAUACUCUACAAACAGAAUUGCAGCGGAA
Molecule: messenger RNA, 1288 nt
Organism: Panicum hallii
Lineage: Eukaryota; Viridiplantae; Streptophyta; Magnoliopsida; Poales; Poaceae
Product: epoxide hydrolase 3-like
Exons: 5
Coding region: 87-1082 (331 amino acids)
Molecular function (GO): catalytic activity
Source: RefSeq, a predicted model, not a curated record